Pimephales promelas (fathead minnow) is the source of this 3955-nucleotide messenger RNA. It is a transcript of the gene ctdspl2b, whose product is annotated as CTD small phosphatase like 2b. Gene Ontology annotation, molecular function: phosphatase activity. Lineage: Eukaryota; Metazoa; Chordata; Actinopteri; Cypriniformes; Leuciscidae. The record is from RefSeq and is a predicted model, not a curated record.
CAGUAAGCGAAACCUGUCGCACUGCGAAGCCUCAAUAUUGUUUUGAUACUCAGAACAACAGAAAGGGGUGUGGGACGCGCGCCGCAGGACGCAUGCUCGCUCCAGUCCUCUCUUCAUCCGGGUACCUGCAGUUGACUGUGUGGGUACGGAGGCGGGAAAUGGCGUCCAGAGGUGCGGAGAGGACAGAGGUGAACCUCGUCUGAAGAGGCACGCAAACAACAGCAAGUGUCAGCAGCUCUGAAAUCGACCGUUGUCUUGCGACUCGAUCCCGCGGAGUUUCGUCCAUCUUACAUGUAACUCUAAACAAAAUGAGGCUGAGAAUGCGCAAGGCUUCUCAGCAGCCAAACCUCGCCCGCAGGCCCGGCCCGGCCCGGACCAAGCGAAAGCAUGACGAGAUGGAGGAGUGCUCAGGUGAAAGCAAGGGUCUUCUCUCCAGCAUCAAGAAGUUCAUCCAUGGAAGUUCCAUCAAGGUGGAGCAGGACAACCCAGCAAAGAGGAAUCGUCUGAGCUGCGAGCUGAUCACCUCCACCCCACAAAGGAACAAUGACCUGCAAAGGAAAAGCAUCUACAGGGCCCGUCGAAGAAGCUCCGUCAAUGGUGAAACCACUAACCAUGACACGAGUAAGCCUGUCAAGCCUAAUGGGAAGUUGGAGGACCCUGAGGAGGUUGUGAACAGUCCACCCCGCACCACCCUGCUUGGAACCAUCUUCUCUCCUGUCUUCAACUUCUUCUCACCAGCAAAUAAAAAUGCCUCGGAUUCCCCAGGCCAGGCGGUAGAGGCGGAAGAGAUUGUGAAGCAACUAGAAAUGGAGCAAGUAGAAGAGAUGCCUACCAGUACUGCCACAUCUAGAGAGCCCCUAAGUGUCCCUCUCUAUACCAGUGCCAUGCCAUCUGCCUUUAGACCUCCAUCCUCCACUCACACACCUGCAGAGGAGAGUGAAAACACCCCCCACUCUGACCUGCCGCCUCUUACAGCUCCUGGCUCUCCUGCAACAGUGGGGUAUGUGGACACCUCUAUUACUGUCCCAGCUGAAGGAUCAUAUGAGGAGGAGUGGGAAGUGUUUGACCCGUAUUUUUUCAUCAAACAUGUACCUCCGCUAACGGACGAGCAGCUAACUCGCAAACCCGCACUCCCUCUGAAGACUCGCAGCACUCCUGAGUUCUCCCUGGUGCUUGACCUGGAUGAAACCCUUGUCCAUUGUAGCUUGAAUGAGCUGGAUGAUGCAGCACUAACCUUUCCUGUCCUCUUCCAAGACGUCAUAUAUCAGGUUUAUGUGCGAUUGAGGCCAUUUUUCAGAGAGUUCCUUGAACGCAUGUCUCAGAUUUAUGAGAUCAUUCUCUUCACUGCCUCGAAGAAAGUUUAUGCAGACAAGUUGCUGAACAUUCUCGAUCCGAGGAAACAGCUGGUGCGGCACCGAUUAUUUCGUGAGCACUGUGUUUGUGUGCAAGGAAACUACAUUAAGGAUCUGAAUAUCCUUGGACGGGAUUUGUCCAAGACUAUAAUUAUCGAUAACUCGCCACAAGCCUUUGCUUAUCAGCUCUCCAAUGGGAUCCCUAUUGAGAGCUGGUUCAUGGACAAGAAUGACAGCGAACUUCUGAAGCUGGUCCCCUUCUUGGAGAAACUGGUGGAAUUGAAUGAGGAUGUGCGGCCACAUGUCCGUGAACGGUUUCGGCUGCAUGACCUCCUUCCCCCUGACUGAGUGUACAUAGUGGGACAGGACAGUAAAAAUGACAACAAAUGCAGAUAAACAUUUUGCAUUAUAACAUCAUUGCCAUUACUAUUCAAAAUAACUUUUUUUUCAUCCCCCCCAAUUUUCAUCGCUAAGAUAACAUAAAAAAAAAUGUUGUCUGAACAUUUUGACUUUUUUUUUUUUUUUUUUGCUAAUUUUGCCGUUGUUUCUCGAGUCGCCUCUUCGGUUGUUUCAUCCCAUACUAAGUGAAUGUGUAGCAAGUCAGAAGAGAAGAAGAUUGUCUUUUGGUGCUCCAGUGGGAUUGGUUGACACUGUUGGGCUUUUGACCAAUUUCAUCAGGAAUGGCCAGUAAGAAAAGAAUACCGUCUGACAAAAGUUAGAUUCUUAUGAGUGAAUUUUUUUUCAUUAAUGAUUUUAGUAUGCAUUCCACUCCAUCUGUACGUUUUAAUUGGGGUUUACUUCAAAUCAAUGUUUUCUCAACUCCUGAAUCCUGUUUGCCAAAAUGUGUUUUUCAGAGCGUGGUCUGGUUGAAAAUUGUUCUGUUCUUGAAUUGGGUGUUUUUACAGCACAGUGGAAUCGGUCGUUUUUAUGUGGUGUGAAUGAGAAUGGUUUAAACCAGAGUGAUGGCUGUUUCCUAGAAAAAGAUUUGCAGUGACUAAAUUCUCAAAUUGUUUAACUAAGAAGUUUCCCACCAUUGCAUCAGAGUCUCUCCACAGAUAUUUAUUCACCUUUUAACAUUUUACUUGUUAAUUAGUAGCACCUCACAAUAGUAUUCAUCAGCUACCGCUUCUUAUUGUUUUUUCAUAUUUAGCCUGUGUAUUUUUUAUAUAUAUAUAUAUAUAUAUAUUUUAGUUUUUUUUAUUAUUAUUAUUAUUACUGGUGUUCUUUAAAAAGAUACCACCUUUAUGUUUUAGUGAUAGAUUACAAGCAAGUAUUUUCAUGUUCAAAUUUGAAAUUAAUGUAGCAUUACCCAGAUCUAAUCUAUUCUGAACUGCAAGGGAGAAGAUUGAGGGCUGCAGUCUGUUCGAGCCCUGUUUAUAGCACCAGCAUAACAACAGCACGUCUCAUCGCUGUGGUUUAAACCUUACUGCCUGACAUUUUGGCUUUUCUUUAUACUGGGAUUCUGUGGGAUGGGGUGGGGGGGUAGCUCUGUCCAGAAGUAUUGUGUGAUGUAAGCUAGAUGAAUGAGUGUGCAUCGCUGUCUGAGGAGAACGGUAUAAUUAUUCUGUGAAAUGUUUUUUCUUCCCCUCAAUCCUUUUCAUAUUGCCUUUUUAAUUCCACUGUUAUAGGCGAUACUUCAAAUUGAGUAAUACAGACUAAGAGUAGAAACUACAGUAGUGCCAUUGAAGCAGGGCCAAGCUAGUUGCUUUCCCUUUUAUAUUUUGUCCUCUACAAAUGGUUUUGUUUUGACAAAAUGAGCUUGUUCAUUUUCUACUCAUGCCACCGGUGCCAUUUAUGCUGUUUGUGUUUAGUGUGCUGUUUUCAGAUAAAUGGGUCAUUCUUAGUAAUAGACAAUCACUGAAUGCAUCAUUUGUCUAAAUUGGAUUGUUACAUUUUCAUAGUAGGGUUUUUUUUCUGAAAAUAUAAUUUUCAUAACUUAAAAAAAAUGAGGCCUUUUUAGUUGAAUUAAAAAAAACAUCUUGUAUGCAGUAAAGAAAUUAUCAUGUGGUGUUUUUUUUAAUUUGUUGUAAAAUUAUAACUAUAAAAAUGAAUUGCAAUGUGUUCAUGCUUUAACUCUAUAUCCUGUGGUACUUCCCAAUUGAAGGAGAGAGGAUGAAAAAUAGGAGUGAAAAAGUGUGAUCCCAAGGAUCCUGCUCUACUGACAGUUUUUUGACAGUCCACAAGCCACAAACACAGUAUUUUUCUCAUAGCAAAGACUGAUUUGGUAAUGGUUAUGCAUACUUUUUGAAAAUGGUUUAACAUGGUGUUACAUAGUAAGUAGCAUUUUUUGUGUGUGUGUGUGUGUAAACUAUUCCUUCUCCCUACAUUGAUGCAAAAUAGUUGAAUGAUGCUAAUAGUCCAGAAUGAUAUUAGAUGUUGGGAGGCGGGUUGCAUCUACUGUUAGGCCCUGGCACUUUCUUACAAAGACAAAGAAAAUUAUUUUGUAUGAUUGUCGAAAAGCAGUAGUGAAUCAAGUGUAACAUGAUGCAGAGGUUUGUUUCAUAUGUACAACCAGUUCAUUGUAAUGUUCAUUAAUUUUGUACAAAGCAUAUUGUACUAAUUGUGCAUAUUGUGCAUAUUGCAGCUUCAUGAACAAAAAAAAA